Aureobasidium musti is the source of this 774-nucleotide messenger RNA. The record is from the annotation of a GenBank genome assembly. NCBI's taxonomy places the organism in Eukaryota, Fungi, Ascomycota, Dothideomycetes, Dothideales, Saccotheciaceae.
AUGGACUUCCCCUCAAACACAUCAGAAUUGAACGAGUACGCAGUCCUCCAAGCGUACCUCGACGACAAAUCCUCGCUCGAAGAGACCGUCAAGAACUUCACAUCCAAUUCAGACUCAUCAUCCGCGGAGGACAAACUCCUGCGCUCAUGGGACGCGCUAGGUCUUACUGCUUCGAAAAGCCCCUCAGAUUCGUCAGCCCAAGAGAAACUCGUCUCCUUCCUCACCGCUCUUCGCGACUGCGACACCAAAGUUGGUGAUGUAGAGGGCAAGUCGGUCUCCUGGUCUUCGUUCCCACUCUUCGGUCGUCAGAUUCGCGAACACUGGAACUAUGAUGAAAGAGCUGCACAAGAAGACGACGAGGUUGCUCAUAUGUGGGCAAAUGCGAACGCUUUCGCAGCACGCGUCACGGCCACCGCGUCUGCAUUCGACAGCUCCGAUCCGCGCGAUUUUUCAUUAUACGCAAUCUGGGCAUUGAGGGCGGCGCUAGAAGACAAAGACGACGUGCCCGAUGCCACAGUACGGGCAGCCGCAAUGUGGAUAUUGUAUGCCGGCGAAGUGUUGAGGAAACAGAGUAAAGACAAGAGAAGCUAUGAGGGCAAAGUCGCUCAAGCAGGAAAUAAGUACCCGAACAAGGAGUGGAACGGGUUCGAGAUGGACAGAUGGAGGAGCUGGAACAAUCGCUUUGCAAACAUCAGCGAGGUCUUGCCGUAUCCCGAGAUCAAAGAUAUUGCAAAGAAGACGAAGAGGCACAUGGGUGAUCUGGCGAACUGCUGA